Lodderomyces margitis is the source of this 1224-nucleotide messenger RNA. It is a transcript of the gene HAC1, whose product is annotated as transcription factor. The record is from RefSeq and is a predicted model, not a curated record. Bases 1 to 1224 code for a protein of 407 amino acids. Gene Ontology annotation, molecular function: DNA-binding transcription factor activity, RNA polymerase II-specific. Gene Ontology annotation, biological process: positive regulation of transcription by RNA polymerase II. NCBI's taxonomy places the organism in Eukaryota, Fungi, Ascomycota, Pichiomycetes, Serinales, Debaryomycetaceae. The transcript has a single exon.
AUGGAAGUAGACACUAAUACCACAACUACACCACUUGAUAAUAUCACUAAUGACGUUUAUACUACAGUAUCUUCUUCACUAGAUACUAAUACCACCACCACCAACAACACUAUCAACACAGGUUCGUCAUCCUCCUCCUCAUGUACAACAACCUUACCACCAAGGAAAAGAGCUAAAACUCAAGAAGAAAAAGAGCAACGUAAAAUUGAACGUAUAUUGAGAAAUAGAAGAGCAGCCCACGCUUCAAGGGAAAAGAAGAGGAGACAUGUCGAAUACCUUGAAGUUUAUGUGGUUAAAUUGGAGGAGAAUUUACAAAAGUUGUCUACUGGCUAUCAACAUUUGUUGGAUAAAUUGUCACCUCAAGACCAAACCUCUAUUGAAGAGUUGGGAUUGCAAGAUGUUUCUGAAUUGAAGAAUCAAAUCCAUCUGAAUUUGAGUGGUUCUAGAAGAGGGGGAAGUAGCAACAACAAUAGUCGUAAAGGUGAUCACGAAGAUGAUGACGAAGAAGUGGAGGGGGACGAUGAUGAAGAGAAUGAAUUGGAAGAAUCACGAUCACAACACGAGUCUUUGCCUGAUGUUGAUAUAAAAGUGGAGCCACAAUUACAACCACAAUCACAAUCACCACCUUCUAAAAAGAGAAAAUACUCGAAGAAGGAGAAACCUACUACCACAUCCACCCCUCCAUCAUCAACUAGAAGUUCAUCGUUGACUUCUUCACCUGUCCAUAUUAAAAUUGAAGAAGGAGAAGAACAUCAGCAGCAAAAAGAGUUUAAAAACAACAACGAAAACUCACUACAACCACAAGCAAUGAAUGAUAAAACUUUUUACAACUACUUGUCGCCAAUCAGUAUACAUUCAUCAGCUAGUUCUCCUAUGGACUUCACAUUGACUAGUAAAUCAGAUUUCAAUGACUUUGCAUUUGGUGAAGUUAAACCAGAGGAGGAGGAGGAUACCAAAUCACUUGAAAAUACCUCACCCAACACUAACCCUCAAAUUACAUCAUCACAUGAAGAUUACACUCAACCACAAUCCCAACAACAGCCACAACCAUCAUCAGCAUCAACAACAGAAGUUAGCACUCAAGAUUCAAACUUGUCAUUAUAUGAACUGGGGCAAAAUUCAGCAGUAAUUUUGUCUAUAGAAGAAGAAAAGCAACUACCUCAAAGCACAUUGGUGGAUAUAUUGGAAAAGGAAAAUAGAAUACAUCUGGCCGUUGCCGUUUAG